Xyrichtys novacula (pearly razorfish) is the source of this 732-nucleotide messenger RNA. Lineage: Eukaryota; Metazoa; Chordata; Actinopteri; Labriformes; Labridae. The record is from the annotation of a GenBank genome assembly.
AUGGCAAAGCCUCUAGAUCACAUCAAAAGACCCAUGAACGCCUUCAUGGUUUGGUCCAGAGGCCAGAGGAGGAAGAUGGCCCAGGAAAACCCAAAGAUGCACAACUCUGAGAUCAGCAAGAGGCUCGGGGCGGAGUGGAAGCUGCUCUCCGACUCUGAGAAGCGUCCGUACAUCGACGAGGCCAAGAGGCUGCGAGCUCAGCACAUGAAGGAGCACCCGGACUACAAGUACCGACCCAGGAGGAAACCAAAGAGCCUCAUGAAGAGGGACCGCUUUCUUUUCCCGCUUCCGUCUCUGCUCGGGGACGCAGGGGAGCAUUUGAAGGGAUUUCCUAUGGAAUCAUUUAUAGUUCCCGGGGAUAAAGCCAGAGCUCUCCUCGCUCCCACUUCUUCUUCCUCCUCCUCUUCAUUUUCGUUGCUGGAGCCGGUGGCGCAGUUCAGCACUGGAGCUGUCCCGCACGCUUUGGCCACCGGCGCUCUGCCCUUCAGCGCGCACACGUUUGGAUUCCAGACUGGAGGGAUUGGGGGUCUGACUUGCCCCGGACAGCACCCACACACUCACACCCACACCCACACACACCCGUCCCCGUCUAACCCGGGGUACCUGAUGCCCUGUAACUGUCCCGCCUGGUCUGCUGCAGGUUUACAGCCUCAGGUGGCUUAUAUCCUCUUCCCUGGAGGAAUGACGAAGAGCGGCGUGGACUCCUUCUCCUCAGCCGGCUCCAGCGUGUGA